AUGAGCAUGUUGGGACACAGCCGCAUAGGACUGGUGGAGUUAGUUAGUGUACGGUGCAAGCUCCGUCAAUAUUUUGAUCGCGCACCUGUGGGUCUCUGCAUCCCCGCCAGCGACGCCUACGCCCUCGCCCCUCCCUUCGCGUCCCGCCUCACAUCCACCAGGUUUGGACAGGAUCGGACGGAAGAAAGGCCUCCGACUCAGAACGUGUGCAUCUGUGGAAAAGUUCUAAUAAAGUGUGGCACCAUAGAGAUGGCGAUCCGAAAGCCAUUUCACCAAGUGAGACAAGCACAAGACCUUCGCCUGGCAAGCCAAGUUAACCCAUUGCAGAGUGUGAUAUUCAUCGUAUUCCUUAUGGCCAACCUAACAGAUUGUCUGCCAUUGGCAGUGAAGAAGACUCAGCACUUGACUCUCAUGCAGACGCUUGCAAUAAUCUUCCCCACCUUCGCAUUGGUCCUAGGCAUUCUUGCAUUCAUAUUUGGUUUCAAGAUGAUGAAGAGGUGGUGGCUGAGGAUAUGGGAGAAGGGGUGGUUCCGACGAGAAACUCCAGCAGUUCGAAGCCCUGCUCUAGUCCAAGGCCCGACUGUAGUUCUCCCACCUCCGGCUCCUAUCCCAGUUCCGUCUCCCGUUAUGGUCCCAGGAGACCACCCUGGAGCAGUCACAAUUGGCAACGACGGCAGACUCCGGGAUUGGAUCUCCUUUACGGCGUUCACAGAGGAGGUGGCUGAGGUCCAACGCCGUGUCGAGACGGAGGCUGAGGAGUGGGAAAUAGAACGUAGAUUGAGCCCGCGGCUAUAA
Molecule: messenger RNA, 795 nt
Organism: Mytilinidion resinicola
Lineage: Eukaryota; Fungi; Ascomycota; Dothideomycetes; Mytilinidiales; Mytilinidiaceae
Exons: 4
Coding region: 1-795 (264 amino acids)
Source: RefSeq, a predicted model, not a curated record